UAUUGACUGUCUUUUUGUAUGUAGGCUACCCGACGAAUGCUUUUACUUUAAACUAGUUCUGAGACGCUAUUACCGUAAUGGCUAGUAUAUACAGGUACGGCAAAAAACUGGGUCGGCUGGCAUGACCGCGCGGAGGAAGUGGAAACUAGGGCGCUUUUUUAUUUUGCAUGUUAUGUUAUGUUGUCUAAUAUUUAUUUCGAAAUAACUACUGGUAUUAAGAAACAUAAACAUUGAAGUUAAAGUUAGAUGAAUACAGUAUUAAAAAAAUAAAUAAAAAUAAUCCCAUAUUUUCGGCGCCCCCGGCGGAUGGAUGCGCCCGUAGCAUUCGCCUAUACUGCCUAUGCCCAGAGCCGGGCCUGUGCCACGUGGUAUCAUCUCAACCACUGCACAAAAGCCGCUCAACCCAGGGAUGAGCGUGAGGAGGAGGAGCCAGACGCAGACACACCGGGGGCUGACCAGCUGCCCCAGGACCAGAUCCAGUCGAGCCAAGAGAUACAGCCACAUGAUGAUGCUGAAACCGGGGAGCCUGUUCCUGAUCCUUUACGGGUUGUGCCAGAUUCCGCUGGCUCAAGGACAGACCCCGAGGAAGGAUGAAACCAUGGAGACAACACAGACCUGGAAGAGCCAGGAAUCAGGGGCUGGUACUGAAGGAAGCCAGAGAGGAACACAGGACAAUCCGGCCUCAACUCAUUCAGGAAUAGUUAACAAGAAAGGGAAAAUAGUCUUAUAUGCUCAGAUACCACCGCAGAACCAAGUUAAUGAAUUUGUGUUUACUAUUAUGUCGGAUAACCAACCGUUAUGUGCAUUAACCUUCCGCCAGAAUUAUGAACAUGCGCAUCGGAAAAAUCGGUGUGUAGUACAUAUCAAAUCUAAUCCAAUGAAAUGGUGUUUAACAGUAACGUCAGGAAAAACAUGGGACUAUAACAGAAAGUAUAAAUUAAAUAUGAGAGUAUAUAUACUUCUUAAAGCAGUGUCAGACAGAACAUUCAAUUUUACAUUAGAAGCAGAAGACCCUUGUGUAAUCAAAAAUCAACCGGGUAAGGUCGUUAAAAUUGAUCAAAGCAAUCCACUAAGAUCUUCAGAUAAUGACAAAGUAAAUGUAACCACAGCCACCGAUAAAGUAGAUCAACCUCCGGUUAGAGAUAAUGGGAUAAAUUCAUUGGUAACCACUAAGAGCUUAAAUUCAACUCUAGAUGCAAAAAUCACAAAUGUAACUUCUAUUAGAGAGGAUACAACAAUACUAGCAACCACUAACGUAACUCCAAUUAGAGAAAUAACAACAGUCAUGGGUGAUCUAAUAAAACUAAUGACAAAUGGUACAGCAGCGACUGCUCAGGGUAAAAUUAAAUUAACAACAAUAAUAGCAAAAGUAGAGGUGACCACAAUGAUAAUAUCUAAGGAGGAUAAUAUAGAAACAUUGGCAACCGCUAUGUCAAUGGUGAAUUCAGAAACUAUGGCGCCAAGGAUCUUAACAUCGACACCAAUGUCUCUUGAAGAGACUCUUGUAGAACAGACAACUAUUCAGGAGGGUAAUAACACUAAAAGCUUUGGUCGCCGCUCAACAGCUAGGACCCUAAAACAAUAUAAACCUGAUCCCAGUGGGCACAUUAGGGUAAGAACAACAGACCAGUUGUUCAGGCAAGCAAAAGUAAAUAGGUGUAAUAAAUGGGUCGAAUUUACGGGAAAACAAAUAGAGGCAAAUAACUUAUUUGUGUAGCAAAAAUCGUAAGGAUGCAGUAUAUGUCGUAAAUGCUAAAUAGGAUUUUGAAUUUUGCUUAAAAGAAUGGACACAGCAGGAGUAUGAUCUAGAGGUCAAUUUAAAUAGAACACGAACAGAAGGUAUCCCAUAACAGAAAAAGUACGUUAUAUGCUCAAUUAAAUGUUUUCCGCUGUUAGGAUCGAGUCACCAUAACAAAUAUCUUGAAGAUAAAAAUGACCAGAGCCAUGGAACGUAAUUAUGAAUAGAUGCCGAG
This is a messenger RNA of Gadus macrocephalus (Pacific cod), 1973 nucleotides long. RefSeq lists its product as uncharacterized. The record is from RefSeq and is a predicted model, not a curated record. Lineage: Eukaryota; Metazoa; Chordata; Actinopteri; Gadiformes; Gadidae. The transcript is spliced from 2 exons. The coding region runs from base 341 to 1717 and encodes 458 amino acids.